Molecule: messenger RNA, 2411 nt
Organism: Trifolium pratense (red clover)
Lineage: Eukaryota; Viridiplantae; Streptophyta; Magnoliopsida; Fabales; Fabaceae
Product: cysteine-rich receptor-like protein kinase 10
Exons: 7
Coding region: 125-2134 (669 amino acids)
Biological process (GO): protein phosphorylation
Molecular function (GO): ATP binding; protein kinase activity
Source: RefSeq, a predicted model, not a curated record
AAUACUCAAUGGUCAAAAACUUUACACUAUAAGGAAGCCAUUUUAUGAUUCUUUGAACAUAAUAUAAGGUGGAUGUUACGUCCAUUUAAAGGUUUCUAAGGCACAUCAUCACAUACAAACUAUAAUGAUCAGAAACAGUAAUUGUAGCAGCAUAAGAAUGCAUCAUAUAUGGUUAUUUACCAUCAAAUUCAUAUACCUUUUCUAUUUUGCUGCAUCUCAGAACAAUAGCAAUACACAAGAACUACUUGAUUAUAGAUAUGCUUGUUUGGACCAAUCUUCUGUUGCUCCUUCCACCACAUACCAAACCAACCUCAACAAUUUGAUGUCUUCAUUAUCAUCAGAUUCUGCUACAAGUAAUGGUUUUGGAAAUAGAACUUCAGGUAGUGAUCAAAACAAUAAGGUUUACGGACUCUACUUUUGUCGUGGCGAUGUUAAUACAAGUCUUUGUCAUUCAUGUGUUCAAAACUCUAGCAGAUUGCUCGAACAACACUGUCCUAAUAAUGCUUCAGCAGUUUUGUGGUACCCCUUUUGUCUUGUGAGGUAUUCAAACAAUAAUUUCUUUGGUAACCUUACUAUAAGACCAAGGAUUCCUAUGUUUGAUGCAAAACAGAAUUUGACUAGUGCUGGUGAAUUUGAUAGUGAUGCUAGAAUUUUGAUGAAUGGUUUAAUACAAAUGGGAUCACAGACAGAUUUAAUGUUUGGAACACAUAUGUUUAACAUAAAUGGUACUCAAAGUAGGUAUGGUUGGGUGCAAUGCAGCAGAGAUAUUACUAAUGAGGAAUGCAGAACUUGUUUGAGUAACUUGCUUGAGGAUGUUGAAAAUUGUUGUAUGCAGAAGAAAGUGUGGAGAAUAUUUUCUCCAAGUUGUAUUAUGAUGUAUGAAACUCAACCAUUCUUUGUGAAUGGUACAAUUUCUGAGCCAGCCAAAGAAAAGGAUGACUCAAGGUCAUGGAUUAUCAUAGUCAUUGUUGUAAUUGGAAUAGCAGUCGCAGCCCUAUUGGCUUUCAGCGCAUACUAUUUCCGGUGCUUGAAACGUAAAAAAGAGAGAAAUUCUAUGCAAAUCCUUAGUCCAAUGUUUUCUCAAGAUCAGACUGACAUUGAGGAGACUGGAAAUACUGACCUACCUAUGAUGCCUCUGAGUACCAUUCUAAAGAGUACUAAUAAUUUUUCUGAUGAAUAUAAAUUGGGGAAAGGUGGAUUUGGAACUGUGUACAAGGGUGUUUUAGCAGAUGGAAGGGAAAUUGCUGUGAAAAGGCUUUCAAAAACUUCCGUUCAAGGUGUGGAGGAAUUAAAAAAUGAAUUAAUAUUGAUUGCCAAAUUGCAACAUCGAAACCUCGUGAGACUAUUGGCUUGCUGCAUUGAGCAAAAUGAAAAGCUUCUUAUCUAUGAAUACUUGCCUAAUUCAAGCCUUGAUUUCCACCUAUUUGAUAUCGUGAAGGGUGCAAAACUAGAUUGGAAACAGCGAUUAAAUAUUAUUAAUGGGAUUGCUAAAGGGAUUCUAUAUCUUCACGAGGACUCUAGGCUUAGAGUUAUUCACAGAGAUUUGAAAGCUAGCAAUAUACUGUUAGAUCAUGAAAUGAAUCCAAAAAUAUCAGACUUUGGACUGGCAAGAGCAUUUGGAGGAGACCAGGAUGAAGCAAAUACAAUUAGAGUUGUCGGAACUUAUGGAUACAUGGCUCCAGAAUAUGCUAUGGAAGGAUUAUUUUCGGUGAAGUCAGAUGUUUUCAGCUUUGGUGUUCUUUUGCUAGAGAUCAUAAGUGGAAGAAAAAACAGCAAAUUCUAUCUUUCAGAGCCUGGACAAAGCCUUCCCAUAUAUGUAUGGAACCUUUGGUGCAAAAGAAAAGGUUUGGACUUGAUGGAUCCAUUGAUAGAAAAGUCAUGUGUACCUAGUGAAUAUCUGAAGUGUAUACAUAUUGGACUAUUGUGUGUACAAGAAGAUGCAGCAGAUAGACCUACAAUGUCAAGUGUUGUUCACAUGCUUGCAAGUGACUCGGCGACUCUUACCAGCCCUACACGCCCUGCAUUUUCUGUUGGAAGAGGUGACGUCCAACGAGCUGUUGUUGACCAAGAGUCUUCAUCAAACACUUCUAUCUCUGCAAAUGAAGUAACCUUGUCUGAAUUGAGGCCAAGAUGAACAAUGAAACUGGACAUGUUUUUCAUCUUAUAGCUUUUGUAGGAUUCAGAAAACUUGUAGGUAAUUGUAAGUUACUCAAAAGAAAGAACAUCAUGUUUAGGAAGGUUGGAUACAGUUUGGUGUGUAAAAAUGAUCGAGUCUUAGACAAUAUAUAUCUUAGGUAUUUGUUAUGGCUUAUGCCAUUUUGUACAGCACAUUCUUGUAUUUUUCAGACAAAACUUUUUUCAUUCAUGGGAAAAGCUUUGGGUUGUUGUCAAUUGACCUCUGAAUUCAUCUA